AGCACACCGACAGCAGGCGGAGUCCAUCCCCGACACACAGCACUGCUCCCCGGACAGAGCGGCGGGCAACAGCCGGGAGCGACGCAGCGGCAGCGGCCAGGAUCGGGCUGGACGCUCGCUGAGCGCAGCGGGGACGGAGCGGUGUUUCGGGAGCUGCGGGGUGAAUCGGUUGGCCGGAGACCCCGGCAGGGACCCCGGCAGGGACUCAGACGGUCCGGCGGUUCUGGUUGGUCCGCGGUGAGGGAGUGAGUGAGGUCAGGAGCUGGGUCAGGAUCUAAUCCUCUAAGAGGCUUUGCGGCUAAGUUUGGCGCUGUACCUCGAAGCUCUGCCGCCAUGAUGCAGAUCUGCGACUCCUACAACCAGAAGAACUCGCUCUUCAACGCCAUGAGCCGCUUCAUCGGCGCCGUCAACAACAUGGAUCAGACAGUGAUGGUGCCCAGCCUGCUGCGGGACGUCCCACUGGACGACGGCGCUGACCCGAGGCCGGCAGGUCCCGAUGGCGCCGCCUUCUUCCGUCACGACAUGUACAGCUCAUACGUCCUGCUGAAGUCCAUCAGGAACGACAUGGAGUGGGGCGUCCUGCAGGGUGACGAGCGGCGCCGGGACAAGGUGGCGGAGGACGACGACCUGGAGAAGCAGUUCCACUUCCACCUGAACGGACUCCACAAGGUUCUGUCCAAACUGACGCAGACGGCCGACACACUGACGAGCCGCUACAAGGAGGAGAUCGGAAGGAAGUGACCGAACCGACCCGGAGCCACUUCCUGUCGGUUCAACACGUUCAGACCUCCCUUCGUUCUCGCCGUCCGUCAGCUGUUGGGCCUCAAACGUCUUGUUCAGUCGAUCAUAGCUGAGACCUGAUCAACGGCGGUGGCGCUGCUGUCGAAGCUCAGUAUCGGCUCUGGUGUAGAAAAACGAUCGAUGACGUAAACCGUGACAGAAACAGCAAAUAUUUACAGAUCCUCCAGAAGAUUUGCUGCUUUUCUUUCCUAAAAUCUUCACAAACUGUUGCUUUGACAGUUUUGUGAAUUUUAACAAACUAAUCGAUGAAGUUUGAUUUUAUUCGUCCACUGAAAACACUGAAACGUGACAAAACAACAUUGUGGAACUGUUCUAUGAGGACUGGAAGGACACGUCCGACCUUCAGUUUCAGUGUUCCGUUCUGUUUUGUGCAGAAUUCUCGUUGGAUCUGAGAACUUUGGAUCAGAACCAUUUUAAAUGUAAAGCGUUGAGACUAAAAAACACCAAACAGUCAGAAAAUGUUGUCUUCUGUUCGAUCAGCAGCGCCCCAAAGUCAAAGUGUCCUUGAACGCAGCAGUGAGGCUCCACAAACCAACCGGCUCUUCGUUGGUUCGGAAGAAGGCUUCUCCAGAUGAUCCGACUCUUUCCGUGUGUCGGCUGGUUUUCUUUGCACUUUGUUUUCAGUCUUUUCGUUGUUUUUUCUUCUUGCUGCAAAUUCAGAACUAUGCAAACAGCAGCUCGGACACGAGUCCAGCGGCUGCAAACUCAAGAAAACCUGUUUUGAUAUUUUCGUAGCGUAACAACGUUUCAGCGUUUAUUGUGUUUCCAUGAAUUUCAGCUGAUGGACAGAAACCUGACAGUCGAGGAAUCUUCAGUUCGAGGAUUUUCAGUUUUAGAAAUUUUCGUGACUAAACAGUUGAUUUUUAGUGAGCGAUGUUAAUGAAAGAGAUUUUGUUGGACGGAUGAGCAGCGACGAAUGAAUUAAUGAUAACUGGAUGCAUUCAUUCAUUCUUCCAGUAAUUGGUGGAGUUGUUGCCGUGCUGUGCUGUACCGGUCGGGUUAAGGCUAACCCUAAACCUGACCCGUGGUUAAACUCCACCGGUCAGGUUUGGGUUGUGGUUAUAGUUAUGGUUAGUCCUAGCCUUAACCCGACUGCUGGAGUUUAACCACGGUGCAGGAUGAGGGCUAAGACUA
Molecule: messenger RNA, 1935 nt
Organism: Stegastes partitus (bicolor damselfish)
Lineage: Eukaryota; Metazoa; Chordata; Actinopteri; Pomacentridae
Product: mid1-interacting protein 1-B-like
Exons: 2
Coding region: 334-741 (135 amino acids)
Biological process (GO): regulation of lipid biosynthetic process
Cellular component (GO): cytosol
Source: RefSeq, a predicted model, not a curated record